Molecule: messenger RNA, 5502 nt
Organism: Anastrepha ludens (Mexican fruit fly)
Lineage: Eukaryota; Metazoa; Arthropoda; Insecta; Diptera; Tephritidae
Product: mucin-2
Exons: 1
Coding region: 1081-4683 (1200 amino acids)
Source: RefSeq, a predicted model, not a curated record
CAACAACUAGAAAGAUCACAACAACCUCAAGCCAAGAUACAAAUAUUUUGAAAUACCAAAGAGUAACAAAGACAAAUAAAAGAAAUAAAAAUCAGCAGGAGUUGAGAGCGAAACAAAGAUCAGCAAAAGUAACCGAGUUAACGACAGCAGCUAUACAAUAACAACAACAACAGCAACAACAGGCAAAGAACAACAAAACAGCUGCUGGCCAAUAAAGCAGCAACGUUAAAACUUGAGCGACUCACGCGAAAAAACGCGAACACUAAAAGUGAGACUGAAACUGAGGCUGAGACUGGGGCUGGAGCUGAGACUGGGGCUGAGACAGAGUCACAGGCAAAGACGUCAGCCGGCUGGCUAAACAUUUAUAUGCAUUUUGUAUAAAAUUGUUGGGCACCCGUGCGGCGGGUUUAGUUCCUCACCGAACGUAAACGCAGCUAGUCACAACCAAACAACCAAAGUGAACGGUACAUACGAUUUACACGAACAACGAACAGUGCUAUUUCGCGUUGGCGAAUUAAAAGUGAAAAAAGGCAGCAGCGACAACAACAAUAAUUACAAAAGAUUUUAUUAUAUUAAUAUUAUUGAACGAAGCAGAAAUCGAACGCGCGGUUUUGUGCAAACAAAAAAACCAAAAGCAACAAAAAAAGGAAAGCGCUAUAGAAUCAUUUUAAACGCGGCGGCUAAAAGAUCGUUAGCCAUUUGUGUUGACGGUUGACAGUGGUUGGCGGUAAUUGACUGCUGUUGAAGAGCGGAAAAAGAAAACAACAACAAGAAAAACUAGAAAAUCCAAAAGACUCCGUCGAGUGUAAAAUCGAAGCUGGUUGAAUGAAAAAAUAAGCAAAGCAAAGAAAAAAACAAACAGGUUGUGCAUAAAUUGAAAAUUCAUAUCGUAUGUUUGUAUGUAUUGCGAGCGUGAACGUGAGUGAGUUUGAAGAAAAAGUCAAUAGCGCGCCAACCGCGUAAACGAAACGACGCGAAAAACGACAUUCCGUUGAAAGGGAAAACAAUUAAAAAUAAAUAAAUUUAAAAAAAAAAUCGUAAAAUUCCAAAAACCAGUAAGAAAAUCAACGUGCGGAGAAAAUGCUAACACGACGCGCUUUGAUCUGCUGUGCACUAACGUGCACGCUGGCCGCAACGUUUAUUUUCAGCACACCCGCCCAAGCAGCGCCAACGGGCGAGCCCAAUGCGGUUGCGGAAGGAUUAGCAGCUACUUUGGAGAUUACCAAACUCGGCGCGGAUUUGGCGAAUGCCCUACCCACUGAGCUCACUUCCAUUGACGUGGAAAACGCGCAGCCAUAUGCCAGCACUGAAGUCGACACCGAAGCCGAACUGGCGGCCACUUCGCUGCCCAUGACAGUGGAGGAAAUGGCUUUGGCCGAAGUGGCAGCGGUUGUGGCUGAGUUGACAACAACAACGGCGGCCGAGAUGAAGGCCAGAGAACAGACGUUGGGAGUGGAAGAAGAGGCGGCGCAGGAGCAGAUAAGAAGUAGGGCUGAAGAAGUUAAGCGACAAACGAUCGAGCGUGAAAUCGCAAACAUAGUUGAUUCAUUAGAUGGGGCAACGGUAGAUGGCGUAAAUUCUGUUGCUGCCACCACAUUUAGAUCUGUUUUUGCGGAUGUAAUUGGCACAACACAAACACCGCAAACCAUAAGUCAAACAAUAACAGUUGCUGCCCCAGCAACUACCGAAAGUCCAGCAAUUUUAAAUGAAUUAGUAAGAGCGGCAGCCGCGGCGAAUGAGAUCUUGGCAGCCGCUUUAAAUGCCGCGUCAAUGGCUGUCACAAAUGUUACCGCCACGACAACAGCUGGCGUGACUAGCGAAACUGGAACAACAAUAAAACCAGAAGUGGUGGAGGUUGAUGGUGGUCUGGUGGUGGCAAUGAGUGACAGUGAAGCGAUGACGGAAGCCAGCGUCACCGAGCAACCACACGAAAUUGAGGCAACAAACAUCGCAGCAACAGCAGCAAAUAGCGCCACAGCAGCUGCGGCGGUUGCAACGUCAUCAGACGAAACCACGCACAGCGCAAAAACGCCCAGCGCAAAUGAAGUUAGCAGCGAUAAUUUAUUACUUCAAACGCUAGAAAGUGAAGUGCUUAGCGCAGCUGGAGAGGCAACCGGAAUUCAAGAAACUCCUUUGGAAUCAACUACCACAGCAAUAUCGGGCACUGAAAGGGUCAAUGAAAGCAUCACUGAAAGGGUCACUGAAAGGGUCACUGAAAGGGUCACUGAAAGGGUCACUGAAAGGGUCAAUGAAAGCGUCACUGAAAGCGUCACUGAAAUUCCAGACGUAGAGAAAGAAAUUCAGACCACAGUUUUACCAACUCCCCCGGCAGACUUAGCGCCGUUUAUGGAGUAUAUGCACACGAAUAAUGCAGAUAAUGAAGAAAUAAAGCAGAUGUUGUUUACUGGAAGCCUGGAAGCAGCAGAAUCUAAUAAAAUAAUAACAACAAAUGAUGCUGCAGAAGCUACAGAAACUACAACGCCAAGCAUCGAAGAUGCCUCACAAGUGGAAAGGGAAACAACAAUUCACCCCUUGGCGAACUCAGUUGCAAGGGCUAUAGAAAAUGAUUUGGAACCGAAAAUGUUUAAUCAAGAAGCAACUCAAAUCCCAACAAAUAUUUUGUUGAAAUCGCCGACGGCAGGUGCACCACCAAGCGAAGAUACACUUGAUGAAAGCAACAAGGAAGUAUCCGGAUUCGAAAUAGCAAAAGUGGAGGAAGUGAAGCCGGAAAUACUGGGACAGGAAAUCAGACGCGAAAUGAGAAUAGAGAAUGAGAUUUCAGCAAAAGCAAUAACAACAACUACAGAAACAUCUGGAGACCUUCAAGGACUUUCACAGCCCACAACCGAGGAACUGAAGCCAGAGAUGAAAGGUCAAGAAAUCAGUCUAAAGGCGAAAGUAGAAAAUGAGGUUCCGACAACAACAGCAGCAACAUCUACAUUGUCUGAUGACCUUUCACAAACCACAACUGAGCCGCUGGAAACGCUAAUUGCCGUUGAAAGUGAAGCGCGUGCACCAAACACUCUUGUUUUAGCUGCUGAGAAAGAAGGAGAAGCCGUGGAAGAGGAGAACGCAGCAACUACAGCUGCAAUCACGGAGGAAAUAACAACUUCCGAAGUAGUCAAUGGGCAAACGCCAGAAGUUCCAGCUGCACAGCCAAUAACAACUACCGCGAAAAUAGCGUCUCUAUUACCAAUGGCAGAGGAGUUCAUAGCUGAGUCAACAACAAAACCAGAAAUUGCUGUUACAACAGCAGCGCCGGAAGUAGAUAUUACAACAACAGAAUUAUCGACAGUUAAUAGUGUUCUAGAAUUUACAAGAACAACGAAUGACGCUGUAAAAGCUCAGCCUGAACCUGAGCCUGGAAGAAUAAUAGAAACUACAACAGCGUUGAUCGCAGGUGAAGAAGUCAUUCCCCCAAUAACAACAACAACAGAAACAGCAACAGCUGGAAAAGAGCUUUCAACAAGAGAAGUAGCAGAAGUUCCAGAGCUAUCAACCCAAAUAUCAGCUGGUGCAGUAACAAAUGGGGAAACAACUACACAACUUUCAAUAGAAACUUCAGAGAAUACAGCAACAAUGCAUGAAAUACCUAUCCUAAACACCUUUGUACCAGUAACAGAAACUACAGCAACACAUUCCGAGGAGCGUGCGCCAGAAACAGUAGUUACUGCUGCGGAAGCUGUCAGCAGUUCAACUCAAGUACCGCUAGCCCCAUUUACAACAACACCAGUCGUAACAGAGCAGCUUUCAGACUCAGAAGAAACAGCACCAAUUGUGACAGAGCAACUCUCAAACUCAGAAGUAAUAGCACCAACAGAGCAGCUUUCAAAUAUAGAAACAACAACAACAAUAGGCGAUUUAGUCGAGCUUUCGCCUGCUCAAAGCACGGAAAGUGUAGCUGUUAAGAAAUCAUCUCCCGAAAGCAAAGCCACACCUGCCGCUGACAUUAUAACAACGACCUUGAGUAGUAGUACAGCAACAACAACAACGCCCGCUUCAACUGAGCCACCAGCAACGCACGCGCUUGAAGGUGACAGCAUAAUUUUAGAUAAGACAGCAACAACAACUGGCGCGCUACCGGAAACUAGCACAACUGAGGCAACCGAAGUGAGCAUAAUAACAACAACUACUACAAAAACGGAAACCGAAACGUUUACACCAGCUGAGCAUCAAGCAGAGACUACUACAGAUGCAGUAGCUGUUGCUUUGCAAGAGCAGCCACUCUAUAUGAGGGCGCAGAAAGUGACUACUGAGAAGGACAGCAAAACAAAUGCGCAGCUAGAAACAGUUACAGAAACAACAGAAUUGAGAACAACAACAGCGGAAGUAACAGCAGCUUUCGAGACAAAAGCGACAGCUGCGGACACGGACACAGAAGCCGCAAGUACAACAAAUGCGUCAAUGUCAACAAUUACAACAACCACGUCACCUACAACAACAACAACGACAGCAACAACAACACCGAGCAGCACACCUGAGCCAGAAACAACAACAACUACAACCACCUUGUCGCCAAUGAGUCUAAUUGUAGCCGAGCAUGAAGCGCGAUCGCUCGAAAGAACGCCACCACGCGUCAGUCGCAUUGUCAGCGAAGAUGGCGUCGAAGUAUUGUCCGGCUACUCGAUUGUGCAUCGCAUGCAUGCGGCAGCCUUGGCGGCGUUGGAAGCGGAAGGAGCGUAGGUACACCGAUAGCCAAAGGGUAGCAGUGAAUAGGGAAAAUUGGCAGGUUUCUUGGACAAUCAAAAACGCCGAAAAAAAAUGUCCGCUUAAGAAUAGCCAAUACGCACACAAGCACGCACAUACACCACUACACUACACAACUAUACAGAUUCAUUGCCAUAACAGCAGCAUUUUAUAGCCGAUUAUGGUGGAACCUGUGGUGCUACACAUAGCAUAACAUAGCUAAGAGCAUACACACAUACAAACAUACAGAACUCGCCAUAAUAAUGCUUUUUUCUUGCGAAAUGAAAUACAAAAUAUGAAUAUUUUUUAAGAUUUUUUCUUAUGCAAAAUGUGAUACCCAAAAAUGGAACGAUACGCUCGUACAUAAUUAAAUGCACACAUAUGUAUGCGUGUGCGUAUGUAUGUAUGUAUGCGCAUAAAAAUAUGUAUAGGUAUAUUUCUUCCGAACAUGUGUAAGACUCAGACGGGCGCGAUGAGGCAGCGGUGGUUAUCAUUGUUGUUGUACUUAUUGGUGUAAAAACAAACGAAGAAGAAACCACAUUUUAGCAUUUAACAACAACUUCAAUGGCAGCUGCUAAAUUAAAAAGGAAGCAUCAACGCAAGAAACAAGUUUUCUUUCAUAAAUUAUUGAUAAUGCUAAUGAUAAUAAAAAUAAUAAAAACAACAAAAUUCAUAAUCUUACAAAAAAUGCGCACACUUUAAGCGAUGGGUUCGAAAGGUGGUACAAAUAUCUCAAAUUAAAAAUAGGCAAAAUUAAAAGAAAAAAUAGCAGAUAUUCAAAUCAAAAGCUGACCGAGCCAAAGCGCGGAUUGCUUA